Molecule: messenger RNA, 2283 nt
Organism: Marmota monax (woodchuck)
Lineage: Eukaryota; Metazoa; Chordata; Mammalia; Rodentia; Sciuridae
Gene: Prss55
Product: serine protease 55
Exons: 5
Coding region: 1501-2265 (254 amino acids)
Biological process (GO): proteolysis
Molecular function (GO): serine-type endopeptidase activity
Source: RefSeq, a predicted model, not a curated record
CAGAGACCAGCAAUUAAGUAACUCCUAGGAAGACCAAGCCACGGAGUGCCAUUUCCCUCUUCACUUGACUCCUGGCUCCUCUGAGGUCCGGCUGGACAGAGGCUCCUCUGAUCACUCUGGGGUAACAGUCCUGCAGUCACUGGGUCCAAACCCCGUGGCACUCCACCCUGGUCACACUCUGCUUCAGCUUCCUGUGGAAUAAACCACAAAGUGCUGGGGGCAGGGGGUGUUGCCCUCUGGGCGGGUCUGGAGGAGAUGGGGCACCCUGCACCAGCAUGAGGCCCAGCCUGGGCGCUGGCCAGAGUCCUGAGCAGGAAGGAAGAGGGUCACUGGACCCCGCGGGCCUCGUGCUGGAGAGGCCCAGCCGGCAGGGCUUACCUGGCCUCCACCAGGGGCCCCCUGACAGACUCGUGGAGGGACCUGGGAGCCUUAAAGAAGGAUUGGGCGUGACGGCCCAAAGUGCCCAGGGUGGGCUGGGGGGAGGUAGGACGCCAGGUCAGCAGGGAGCCUAGCGGGCUGGGAGGGAGGCUCAGACCAGAGAGCCCUCUGUGAACCAUUUUAGAACCCAAACAGGUAGCAAGAAGCCUCCUGACCUCAGCCUCAGCCCAUUGUGACGUCGCCAGCAGGGCUGGUUCCUCCACGGCCAGCACCACCGCCCUCCGCCCUGGCCUCCUCCACCUCCCAGCCCACAGCCCAGCCCAGGCCCAUGCUUCUCUUCUCAGUUGUGCUGCUCAUCACCCACGCCACGGGGGCGGACCCAGCAGGAUGUGGCGAGAGGCCCACUUUCGAGGACCAGAAGAUGCGGUAUUCCAGAAUCGUCGGGGGGCUGGAGGCUGAGGUGGGUGAGUUUCCGUGGCAGGUGAGUAUCCAGGCAACAAAUCAACAUUUCUGUGGCGGCACCAUCCUCAACUCUUGGUGGAUCCUCACAGCUGCUCACUGCGUAAUUGGCGAGUUACCGUAAGUACCCAGGGCCAGCCGCGGACAGCCACACGCGUGGCCAGACCUGAUGGUGAAGGGGUCCUGGCACCGUUGUAUCCUGAUGCAGACAUGAAUGUCCGCCCUCCAGCCUGUGGGCACUGCACAGUGGACCCCAAGCUGUGCCAGGGCCCAUGGCUCUGUGCAGCAAAGUCACACGCUGUCCUUUCCAGGCACACCUGUGGCCUAUGGAGGUGGAGCACUCAGUCCAUCCACCUGUCCUAGGACAUCCAAGUGCUUCUUGGAAAUCCUGGACGUCUGGUCUCUGGCCACCUGAGUGCGUCCUUCCUGCUCCUUGUAGGGUGCUCUCUGCUCAGCUGACGGUUGACUGCUGGCAUUUCCUGAUCAUGAACCAUGCUCCAGGGACCCCAUUAAGAUUUUACCUGUGUUAAAUUACUUACCUGUACAAUGACCCUCUGAGGCAGGCAGAAUAAAUUACUCUAUUUUAUAGAUAAGGAAACUGAGGUCCAAUAAAGCUAUGUGACCCCGCCAGGGACCACAGCUCACAGUGGAAGGCAGUCCUGAAUGCUCCGGCACUUGGGCACCCUGCUUCACCACCUCAAGAGCUUUGGAAGCACAGAGGAUCUGAGUGUCGUGCUGGGGACCAACGACUUGACCAGCCCACGUCUGGAAAUAAAGCCGGUCAGCAGCAUAGUUUAUCACAAUAAAUUUAAGAGACAAAGCAUGGACAACGACAUCGCCUUGCUGAUGGUGGCCUCGCCCAUCGAGUUCAAUAGCCUGAUAGUGCCCAUCUGCAUGCCCCCAGAGCCCAUGCCUUCCAAGUGGCACAAGUGCUGGGUGGCAGGGUGGGGCCAGACCACUUCAGCUGACAAAGGGUCUAUGAAAACCGAUCUGUUGAAAGUGCCGAUGGUCAUCAUAGAUUGGAAUGAAUGUGCAAAAACGUUUACAAAACUUACCAAAAAUAUGCUGUGCGCAGGAUUCAUGAACGAGAGCUACGAUGCUUGCCAGGGCGACAGUGGGGGGCCCCUGGUCUGCACGACAGAAGGAAACAAGAAGUGGUCCCAGGUGGGCAUCAUCAGCUGGGGCAGGAGCUGUGGGCAGAAGAACACCCCAGGAAUAUACACCUCGCUGGCCAACUACCAGCUCUGGAUCAAGAACGUCACCCAGGUGGAGGGGCGGCCCUUUGACACCGAGAAAAGGAGGUCCACCCUGAAACACAAGUCCAGGGACUCCAGGUCCUCGGGGUGCUCAGAGCUGGGCAGCCCCAGGUGCUGGCUCCUGCGGGGGCUUCUGUCCUGCCUCUUGCUCAGGGCCGUUUUCAACGGGUAAUAAAAGUCCUUAACCAAA